AUGGCGGAGCCCGGCGGGGCCGAAACCUUCGCCGAGCGACCGUCCACGCCGAGCAACAGCAGCCUCAGCAGCAUGGCGGACAAGAACAGCACAUUGAAAUGCACUUUCUCUGCUCCGGGCCAUAGUGUUACCCUCCUGCACGGCCUGGCUUCUCUGCGGGCUCAGGCCCAGUUGCUGGAUGUCAUCCUCACCAUCAACAAUGAGGUCUUUCAGGUGCACAAAGUUGUUUUGGCGGCCUGCAGUGACUACUUCAGCCACGUAUGCUUCAGCGGCAGCCUGGAACAGCAAACGAGAACUUUGCAUUAAAUACAUAAAACCAAUGAAUUGCAGCUUUUCAGAAGAAGCUUGAAUGUGUAUGCUUAGGAGUUUCACAUCUUGCUGAUCAGGUUUGUUUUCGUGUUAUGGAACAUGAACUUUGGAGCAUUUUCCAAGUGUGGAAUAAAAA
Molecule: messenger RNA, 445 nt
Organism: Protobothrops mucrosquamatus (brown spotted pit viper)
Lineage: Eukaryota; Metazoa; Chordata; Lepidosauria; Squamata; Viperidae
Product: kelch-like protein 26
Exons: 3
Coding region: 1-306 (101 amino acids)
Molecular function (GO): protein binding
Source: RefSeq, a predicted model, not a curated record